Parnassius mnemosyne (clouded apollo) is the source of this 657-nucleotide messenger RNA. Lineage: Eukaryota; Metazoa; Arthropoda; Insecta; Lepidoptera; Papilionidae. The record is from the annotation of a GenBank genome assembly.
AUGAAUCAAGUGAAUGCAUUGCAUUUGAAAAAACUCAUGUUCCUUAAGGGCAAAAAUAUCCCAAGGUCAACUGUCGAUGGAGGGUUGCAGAGUAACGAAGAAAACGGGGUAACGAAAAACAGAAGUGAUUCAGAAAACACUCUCACUUUAAUCGAAACUGAAAAUACUGUCACUGUAAACAAAACUACGGGCACGCUUUUCGCCACCCCAAAACCAUUUCGCAAAAGAAGACUGCCAGUUGAAAAAGAUACAACACAACAAGAAGCUGUAAAGAUUUUACAAAACAUGUACGAAAAUAGAAAGAGCAGGGAUGAAAGUGACGCAUUUGGAGAGUAUGUCUCUAUGAAACUGAAUCAAAUAAAAAACAGUUAUGCUAGGAAUACUGCUCAACAUCACGUUAACAAUAUUUUGUGCAAUGUAUCAAUAGGACAAUAUGAUUUUCCUACAAACCCAACUGCUAGUAGUUCCUGGGGAUACAACUCUGAACUAAAUCAUCCACUUUUUUGGAAAAUAAUGCUGUCUGUAGUCUCUCAGCUGCAUUUGAAACUAGUUCUUCGGAUAGCUCCAGGGUGCAUACUGCACAUCCUCGUACUAGCGCAAGAACACCGAGUCCGUCUAAUUUAUCGGAAUCAAGCCAAGAUUCGACCCAAUCAUUAA